UUUCCAUUUUCAACCCCGGCAGAGGCGUAGCAUUCAGAUACUGAAUGCUUCCCAGUCGCAUUGACGGUAUCCAGAGAGAUGGAUGUCUCUCCAGAGUUGGCGUAAUGGAUUGAACGUAUUCUCACACAGACGCGAUGUGUGCGGCGCAGGCUGUGUUGGCUUUUGGCCCAUUGAGGUGAGGUCAUUUGACCUUGUAACCUAAGAUUUUGGCCGGCAAUGAUCGGUUCUACGGUCCUCGGUACCCCGCGGAUGUUCAAGGCUUUGGAGAGAGUUGGAGAACCUGUCUCCAAUUGACUUUUCCACCGCGCGCCUCUUAUGUCUACCAUUGUUGCAGCUGGUUGUCUUCACCUGGUGCUGGAAUUGUUUCGUACACGCUACCUCUUCUUUCCACCAUGAGAGUUCACGCCGUUGCACGGAAUGUUUUCAAAGCCCAGAGACGGGCCUUCUCGGCUUCGCCGAAACGGUUGGAGAGGUAUGGUUUCGUUGGGUUGGGCCAAAUGGGGUACCAGAUGGCCAAGAAUUUACAGGCGAAACUCCCGCCGAGUGAUUCGGUCAGGUUGUUCGAUAUCAACGGCGAUGCGGUGAAACGCCUAGCUGAAGAGAUGCGGACGUCUCAGACUGGUGGUGCUACAGUUGAACUCGCGCAUGAUGUGAAUGAUGCUGCAAAGGAAUCGGAUAUAGUAAUUACGGUGUUACCUGAGCCGGCACAUGUAAAGGGAGUGUAUCGAGAGAUAUUAUCCCCGGAUUUACCGAAGAAGGAUAGGAUAUAUAUCGAUUGCUCCACUAUUGACCCCUCGUCGUCUCGAGAGGUUGCGAGCUGGGUUGCCGAUGCAAAUCAAGGCCAGUUCGUUGAUGCUCCCAUGUCGGGUGGCGUAGUAGGCGCUGCAGCAGGUACCCUGACCUUCAUGCUGGGUGCUCCCGAUACUCUAGUACCAAAGCUAGAACUGAUAUUGCUACGGAUGGGCAAACGAGUAUUGCACUGCGGCGUGCAAGGCAAUGGGCUCAGCGCCAAGUUAGCCAAUAAUUAUUUGCUUGCCAUCAACAAUAUCGCAACAGCAGAAGCGAUGAACCUAGGCAUCCGAUGGGGUCUCGAUCCUAAGACGUUAGCCAAUAUCAUCAAUGUUAGCACUGGUAAAUGCUGGCCAAGCGAAGUCAAUAAUCCGGUAAAAGGAGUUGUUGAAGGUGCACCAGCUAGCCGUGAUUAUUCUGGCGGGUUUGGUAUUAGUCUAAUGAAGAAGGAUUUGAAGCUUGCCAUUGUAGCUGCAAAUGAAGCCAAUGCAAAGUUAGAACUUGGCGAUCGAGCAAGACAAGUCUACGAAGAAGCUGAAAAGGUAGAAACAUGUAAGGGCAGAGACUUCUCUGUCAUAUAUAGAUUCUUGGGCGGCAAGGAAUAAGAUCUAAUUUGAACAUGUCACCGAA
Daldinia vernicosa is the source of this 1419-nucleotide messenger RNA. Its product is annotated as putative 3-hydroxyisobutyrate dehydrogenase G6G8.5. The record is from RefSeq and is a predicted model, not a curated record. Gene Ontology annotation, biological process: L-valine catabolic process. Gene Ontology annotation, cellular component: mitochondrion. The coding region runs from base 393 to 1394 and encodes 333 amino acids. Gene Ontology annotation, molecular function: NADP binding; 3-hydroxyisobutyrate dehydrogenase activity; NAD binding. NCBI's taxonomy places the organism in Eukaryota, Fungi, Ascomycota, Sordariomycetes, Xylariales, Hypoxylaceae. The transcript has 3 exons.